AUGAAGAAGAGUGCUGAUGCUGAGUAUAAUUUCUUGGAUUUCUGGGAAGCAAAUCAAAAGUUCUUUGCUAUGAAACAAGGAACAAACAAAAACUUGAUGCAUUGCAAGGAACAAUUCUUGAGACAGGCUGAAGUCCUGCAAGAUCUAUAUGGCGUGGCCUGGUUCCGAGAUUUUGCAGUCAAGACGAAAGCGUAUGCUGCUAUUGCUAGCACCGAUACUGCUGCUCAAAACAAGUUCAAGGAUGAUAUCUUUGAAGCCGUUCUGGCAACAGGAUUUCUAUGCAACAGCGAUCGAACAAGAACAGCUCCUCUGAUGCUGGAUCUUCAGACGAACUAUUGCAGAGAAGUGGAUUAUUAUCCAAAGACGGUCAGCAAAGCACAAGAUAUGUUGAAAAUUCACAUGGAAGUGAGUAAAAAUCCGGGAGUGAACCUCUACCAAGGAAAAGACCAACCUAAUAAAGGUAAAGGCAAAGGAAAAGGAAAGGGUAAACCAAAGGAUGGAAAGAAGGCAGCAUGUUAUGUAUGUGGCAACAAAGACCAUAUGUCUCCAAAAUGCCCAGACAGACUGCUACCAAAGACCCAAUGGAAGAAUCAAGAUCAAUAUGUCGACUAUGGGAAGAAGCUCAAUCUUAAUCAGAUUGGAGCAACUGUCCCAGCUACUAUUCCAGCUAUAGUUCCUGGAGCUUCAGCGUCCACAAGUGGAGCAUCAAGUGUUGCGGGAAGCGUUAACACACCUUUGCGACUUGCUGGUACUACAGGUAAUCAAAUGAUGCAAGUUCCUUCUGGAAUGCAGCUCAUGCAGAUUCCAACUCAAGGUGGCGGCACUGUUACAGUAGGUCUCCAUGACAACGGAGUUCCACUAGAAGGAAUCUGGGGAGUGUUAAAAUGCUAA
Molecule: messenger RNA, 891 nt
Organism: Cylindrotheca closterium
Lineage: Eukaryota; Bacillariophyta; Bacillariophyceae; Bacillariales; Bacillariaceae
Source: the annotation of a GenBank genome assembly